AUGCCCCCCGUAGGCCCGCGUGCCUCCAAAGAGGAAUUCAUGCAAGCGUUGGGCUUGAAUUCUCAGAAUCCGCAGCAUGAGCAGUAUUACCGCGCGAUGAGGGACGUAGCAAUAAUAAUCUACAACCGCCUCAACGAAAACCCCACGAACCUCCUCGACAGCGUCGCCACGGACCCCACGACCCGCCCCCCUUUCUUCUGGCACCAUAUCCGUCCCGAUCGCCAGCGCUGGGGCAUCCUCGAGAUCGUGUCGCAUGCGGGCCCCCUCACGGAGCCGUUCUUUGCGCGCGGCAACACCGCCGGCGAGUAUGGGCCGAAUUGGGUCGCCGGGUGGUUGCUGUAUAGCGUGUUUCGGUCGAGGGAUGUUCGCAAUAAUCGGAAUCGGAGGAAGGGGGAGGGGGAGGGGCAAGCCGCGAAGACGUCGCCGUCAAAGUCGAAACAGGAUGAAAGCCCGCCGAAGAAGGAGUACUAUGAUCCGGUGAGGAAUGGGUGA
Molecule: messenger RNA, 492 nt
Organism: Aspergillus melleus
Lineage: Eukaryota; Fungi; Ascomycota; Eurotiomycetes; Eurotiales; Aspergillaceae
Exons: 3
Coding region: 1-492 (163 amino acids)
Source: RefSeq, a predicted model, not a curated record